Saccharomyces mikatae IFO 1815 is the source of this 258-nucleotide messenger RNA. It is a transcript of the gene COA3, whose product is annotated as Coa3p. The record is from RefSeq and is a predicted model, not a curated record. Gene Ontology annotation, cellular component: mitochondrial inner membrane. The coding region runs from base 1 to 258 and encodes 85 amino acids. NCBI's taxonomy places the organism in Eukaryota, Fungi, Ascomycota, Saccharomycetes, Saccharomycetales, Saccharomycetaceae. The transcript has a single exon. Gene Ontology annotation, biological process: mitochondrial respiratory chain complex IV assembly.
AUGGUUUUGGAUCCCUCUAAGUAUCAAGACACCCGUACGUGGAAAAUGACGCCAGCCAUGAUUAGGGCGCGUAAACCCUUCUUUAGAGGCAACAUGCUUGGCCUCACGCUGCUGCUGGGUGUCACCGGCUCUGUUUACUACUAUACAUACAAUUUCCUGCACAAGGACAACGAUUUUGCAGACGUGCCCAUUCCCCCCAUCGACCCACAAGAGCUCGAAGCCCUCAAGAAGGAGUACGAGGCCAAGAAGAAGGCAUGA